Messenger RNA from Triticum aestivum (bread wheat), 2572 nucleotides. RefSeq lists its product as uncharacterized. The record is from RefSeq and is a predicted model, not a curated record. NCBI's taxonomy places the organism in Eukaryota, Viridiplantae, Streptophyta, Magnoliopsida, Poales, Poaceae. The transcript has 2 exons. The coding region runs from base 502 to 1929 and encodes 475 amino acids.
AGGACUUCUGGUUUGAAUUAAUUCAAGACAUAACAUGUGAGCAAUGGCUGUGAGGUCCAGUAGCCAGUGGUUCUUUGCGUAAUUGUUCAAAAGGACAUUUUGAGGUGCUUGUCCAGAUGUGAUUAUUUCUCUUCAGUAACAGGUCAAUCAUAUAUUUCUUUCAUCUAACUUUGUGCUUUGUUAUCUACAAACUAAUAGGUCGUUCUGUCUACAUACUAUCCGGCCAAGUGGAGGCGUAGGUAGCGUUAAAGGGUGGCCGCCUGUGGCUGUGUGGGAGUAUGCGUGUGUAAACGAAUCUCUGUACUCAACCUUCCUCUGCAAUCUCAGCCCCCUUCUCCAAGCUCAUCCCCCUUCUCCUCUGUUCCCCUCGUCCCUUCUCUGGACCCCGAUCCCCUCGAGCAGAUCAGGGUUGUUACAUUGGUUUUCAGAGCCAAAUUUUCUUCCCCUCACCGCCGCUGCACCGCCGGAGCUUGGGAGGUGGAUCGGUAACAUCCACCGCGUAUGGUGCGAGUCCGCUCGCCGGAUCUCGCCCAAAAUCCGUCACAGGGUUCGAUCCCCUUUCAGGCCGAAGCAACGGCGCCGUCGAAGCCCUCCGUUGCGACGCGGCAAGUCCUGGAGGCCAUGGAGGAAGGGAACGCCAACAUCGCAAAGAUGCUCGACUCCCUCCUCACCAAGCUCGACGAGCAGACCGCCCUCCGCGACAAGCAACUGGAGGCGCAACUCUCCUUCAACAACCAGAUCGCGCAGGAGCUGCGGGGUCUUGCGCGGCAGCUCGAUCUGACGCAGGCCGACGUUGAUGCGACCCGCAAGACCGUCGACUGCUCGGCCUCACAUGCGGGAUCCGUCACCACGUUGGUACCACCACCGCCGCCGCCGCCGCCGCCGCCUCCGUCUCCGCGUCACCAGCCCCACCACGCGGAACCCCAUCGCCCCGCUUCUGCUCACGCUCGCUUGGGGGACAAUCGACCACCACUCAUCCCGGUUCCCCCUCUUGGUGCGCCCAUGGCUGGGGUCACCGCGCCGCCGCCCAGCCCCAACUACACAGAGAACUCCUACCACAAACCACCGAAACACGAUUUUCCCCGUUUCGAUGGAUCCGCACCCUACCUCUGGUUGGAUCGGUGUUUAGCGUACUUUGAGCUCUACAAGGUGGGUCAACAUGUUUGGGUGCCCACCGCUGCUCUGUACAUUGAGGGCCAGGCAGCACACUGGCUCCAGGCGUUUCGCCAGAGCCACCGCAACUUGUCAUGGGACAUGUUCGCCGCCGCCGUGCUUGAAGAAUUCGGUGCAUACGAGUUCGAGCUCACCAUGCACUGUCUCCUUCAACUACAGCAGACGGGCAGCGUCGCCGAGUAUCGCACAUUGUUUGAUGAGCUCAUGUAUCAUCUUCUGGCGCUGGAUCCCUCCAUCAACAACAAAUUCUUCAUCACCCAGUUCUGUUUGGGCUUGAAGGACGAGCUACGCGCAGCAAUUUGCUUACAAGCCCGUCGAGCAUCACCCGCGCGUCUGUGCUUGCGCGCAUUCAAGAGGAAGAGCUGGGCACGACACGCCCACGGGUCCGACCGGUUCCUCCAGGGCGCCCGCCUCCACCAACGAACGCGGCGCCGCCGCGGCAAGCGGCUGUUCCACGCGCCACCGGUGACGAAUUCGCACGGGAGCGACAGCUGCGAGAUUAUCGGCGCGCCAACAAUCUUUGCUUCAAGUGUGGGGACAAAUACUCCCGGGAGCACCGCUGCGCGCAGCCGGCACAAUUGCUCACCAUCCAUGUGGGGGAGCAUGGCGAGGUUCUCUCCGACAACGCGAUCCAUGCUCUCCAACUCUUGGACGAUCCCGAACCACCAGCGCGGCUGGCGGAGUGCUACGUGCUGUCAGCUCAGGUGCUGGACGGCUCCGAUUCGCCAAGUACCAUUUGGCUGCGUGCUCUGGUGAGGAAUCAGGUGAUGCUGCUGCUCCUCGACUCGGGCAGCACCCACAGCUUCGUCAACAAGAGCUUCGUCGACCGUAUCGGCGCGCAAACUCAACCGCUGCCUCCGGUGGAAGUACGUGUCGCCAACGGUGAUCGCAUCACCUGUGAUCGCAUCGUGCCCGAUCUGAAAUGGUGGAUGCAGGGGCACACCUUCUCCACACCAAUGCGGGAGCUCGACAUCGGCGCCUAUGACGGCAUUCUGGGCAUGGACUGGCUGGCAUAGCACAGUCCCAUGACUUGCCACUGGCAAGACAAGUUUGUCUCAUUCAUCCACGACGGCGAACAAGUCACGCUGCGCGGCGUCAAGCCCAAGACCACCGAGACCCUGACGGCGGUGGAACCAGCAGAGCUUCACAAGUUGAUCGCCGGCAAUAAGGUGUGGGCAAUGGCCAUGGUGGAUGCCUGCCCGCCUGUCCAGACUAAGCGCAAGACACCGAGCCACACCCCACUCGCCGAUAUCCUCGACGAGUAUGCAGAUGUCUUCGCCGCGCCCCACGGCCCGCCACCACACUGACAGUAUGACCACGCCAUCACGUUGGUGGAAGGGACGAUUUCGGCCAACACUCGCCCCUACUGCUACUCUCCCCUGCAGAAAGACGAGAUCGA